Messenger RNA from Acomys russatus (golden spiny mouse), 2305 nucleotides. RefSeq names its product 25-hydroxycholesterol 7-alpha-hydroxylase. The coding region runs from base 160 to 1683 and encodes 507 amino acids. NCBI's taxonomy places the organism in Eukaryota, Metazoa, Chordata, Mammalia, Rodentia, Muridae. The record is from RefSeq and is a predicted model, not a curated record. Gene Ontology annotation, molecular function: iron ion binding; heme binding; steroid hydroxylase activity. The transcript is spliced from 6 exons. Gene Ontology annotation, biological process: cholesterol homeostasis; bile acid biosynthetic process.
GGGGACUCCACUAACUUUGUAGUUCAGCUUUGGGGACCGCUGGGAUCUUCUGCUCUGCGCCGCCGCCGCCGCAGGCAGGACGGAGCCUUUGGUCGAGAAGAGAGGGCACGGAGCCCUAGCCAGAGCCAUUGCCCCCUGCAGAGCCGCCGGCGUGUCCCGAUGGAGGGAGCCAGAGCCCCCAAUGCCAGUUCUCCAGAGCUGCUUGCCCUCCCAGGCCUGCUCUUUGCCGCCACCUUGCUUCUCCUGGCCCUGUUCCUCCUCACCAGGCGCACCAGGCGCCCUGGUGAACCUCCCUUGAUAAAAGGUUGGCUUCCUUAUCUUGGCAUGUCCCUGAAAUUCCGAAAGGAUCCAUUGGCUGUCAUGAAAACUCUUCAAAGGAAAUAUGGUGACACUUUCACUGUUUUGCUUGGAGGGAAGUAUAUAACUUUUGUUCUAAACCCCUUUCAGUACCAGCUCAUAAUGAAAAACCCCAAACAACUGAGCUUUGAGAAGUUCAGCAGACAAUUAUCAGCGAAAGCCUUCUCUGUCAAGAAGCUGCUAACUGACAAUGACCUUAAUGACGACAUUCACAAGAGCUAUCUGCUCUUACAAGGAAAAGCUUUGGAUGGUCUUCUGGAAAGCAUGAUCCACGAACUAAAAGAAAUAUUUGAGCCCCAACUACUCAAGGCCACAGAUUGGAAUACAGCAAGAAUAUUUCCGUUCUGUAGCUCACUGGUGUUUGAGGUCACACUUACAACUAUAUAUGGAAAAAUUCUUGCUGAUGACAGGAAACAAAUUAUCAGCGAGCUAAGAGAUGAUUUUUUGAAAUUUGAUGAUAUGUUCCCGUACUUACUAUCUGACAUACCUAUUCAGCUUCUAAGAAAUGUGAAAUCUAUGCAGAAGAAAAUUAUAAGACGCCUCACAUCAGAAAAACUAGCCCAGAUGCAAGGAUGGUCAGAAGUUGUCAAGGAUAGGCAGGAUGUGCUGGAGAAAUACUAUAGGCGCGAAGACUUCGAAAUAGGAGCACAUCAUCUUGGCUUUCUCUGGGCCUCUAUGGCAAACACCAUCCCAGCUAUGUUCUGGGCGAUGUAUUAUAUUCUUCAGCAACCAGAAACUAUGGAAGCACUGCGUGAUGAAAUUGACAGCUUACUGCAGUCAACAGGUCAAAAGAAAGGGCCUGGACUCUCCAUCCACUUCACCAGAGAACAAUUGGACAGCUUGGUCUGCCUGGAAAGCGCCAUCCUUGAGGUCUUUCGGCUCUGCUCGUACUCCAGCGUCUUCCGUGAAGUGCAGGACGACAUGAAAUUCAACACAGAGACUAGGAGCUACUGUCUGCGAAAGGGAGACUUUGUGGCUGUCUUCCCGCCAAUCAUACACAGUGAUCCAGAAGUCUUCGAAGCUCCCGAGGAGUUUAGGUUUGAUCGCUUCCUGGAAGAUGGUAAGAAGAAAACAACCUUUUUCAAAGGAGGGAAAAGGCUGAAUUAUUACGUCAUACCAUUUGGAUUUGGAACCAGCAAAUGUCCAGGCCGAUACUUUGCAGUUAAUGAAAUGAAGCUACUAUUGGUCAUAUUUUUAACUUACUUUGAUUUAGAAAUAAUUGACAAGAAGCCGAUAGGACUAAACUACAACCGCUUGCUGUUCGGUAUUCAGCACCCCGAGUCUGAUGUCUCAUUUAGGUACAAGGCAAAAUCUUGGAGCAGCUGAAAGGCUGGCAGAGAGGCUUAGCAGAGUGGGGCUGCCUGUGCUGACCUCUGUGGUUUGUUGGAGUCUUACAAAUUCGACUGCUAUAUUUGUUUGUUUGAAAACAGGAAAUGUAUAUUUGAUUUGAGAUUAAUCCACUUUGUGUUUGGUCACAAAAUCUAUCAUAAAAUAAAACAAGGUGGUGGCAUAAAAAAUGCCAUGGUAAGAAUUUCAGACAAAGUUAAUUUAAGUGCAUAUGCUUUUCUGGGAAUAUAUUUGGCUCAGGGUGAAUUUUUUUAAGUUACUGAAAUCCGCUAAUAUGAUUUCUUGUACUGCCAGAAUGUGUGCCAUCAAUAGACAAUCUCACAGUUUCCAAAUUUCCAGAGAAGAGGGAAAUUAAAUCCCAUGAGUUACACUGUUUGAAAAUAUUCCCUUCGUGUAUAAUAUCAAUAAUGUCUAUAUCACAGAGCACCUUUGUAUUAAAUGAGUUUUGCAAUAGAUUAAAUUUUCCAACUUCCCUUCCAUAUCUCAUCAUCCAUAAAUGUUCUUUAUAACUUUGUAUUCUACAGCUCAAUCAGACAAAACUUGUUAUGUAAGACUUCUCAUGUUCAAGUUAGAUAAUGUUAAAAUGUAAUGCAUAAGAAAA